Cuscuta epithymum is the source of this 1786-nucleotide messenger RNA. NCBI's taxonomy places the organism in Eukaryota, Viridiplantae, Streptophyta, Magnoliopsida, Solanales, Convolvulaceae. The record is from the annotation of a GenBank genome assembly.
CGAUCCUUGUACAAUACAACCCCCGUUAUUUAACUCAGUUUCUAUAAAUUGGCAUAAAGCCGAAACAGGUUGCUUCUUGCCAAUUCUUUUUCUUCUUCUUCCUAAAGCUUUCUUCACCACUUUAAACAACAGGUUCCUGGGUUUAUCAUCCGAUAUGGCGAAGUUGAUGAUCAGAGUUCGGAGCAGAGAUGGGUUGGAGCGGGUCACAAUCGACAACCCACACGCCACAAUCGCUCACCUCAAAUCCGAAAUCGAGACUCAGCUCCGAGUGCCCAUCCAAUCUCAAACGCUUUCCACAAAUCAAAAACUCUUGCUCGCCAAAACCCUAGACGACUUGGCCCAAUUCACCGACUUGUCCAACCCUCUCGCUCCGAUUUCUUCCGUCAACAUCGGCCAUGGCUCUAUCAUAUACCUGUCCUAUGAGGGCGAGCGGACCGUCGCCGGUCCGGCCUUCAACCCAGCAGGGUCGUUCGGGAAGAAGAUGACCAUGGAUGACCUCAUCGCCAAGCAAAUGCGCGUUUCCAGACAGGAGGAACCUCACUGCGAGCUUGUCUCAUUCGAUCGAGACGCCGCCAAUGCCUUCCAACAUUACGUCAAUGAGACGCUUGCUUUUGCCGUGAAGCGCGGAGGGUUUAUGUACGGGACCGUCUCUCCCGAAGGGAAAGUGGAGGUAAAUUUCAUAUAUGAGCCGCCUCAGCAGGGGACUGAGGAUAGGUUGUUGCUUCUGCGCGAUCCGCUUGAGGAGAAGCUCGUUGAUGCGAUUGCCAAGGGGUUGGGUAUGAGUAGGGUAGGAUUUAUCUUCACUCAGACUGUUACUCAAGACAAAAAGGAUUAUACUAUGUCAAAUGCAGAAAUUCUGCAAGCUGCUGAGCUGCACGGGGAGAGUGACUUGAAGGAGUGGGUGACAGCAAUGGUUAAAUUGGAGGUUAGUGAGGAUGGGGGUGCAGAUGUGCAUUUUGAGGCAUUCCAGAUAAGUGACGUGUGCAUUAGAUUAUUCAAAGAGGGAUGGUUUGAAACAGAAGGCAUUGAAGAUUUAGAUCCCAAGCUUUCGAGGAUGAAGAAAAAUGUAGUUGUUGGUGUGAAGGACACAAAAGAGGUAGACAAUGAUUUUUUCUUGGUCGUAGUCAAGAUUGCUGAUCACCAGGGCCAACUUUCAUCCAUAUUUCCUAUUGAGAACCGGAAUAUUCCAGUGACAAUGAAGGCACUGCAACCCCAUUUUGAUCGAACAAAGAAUCUCCCAUUUGUGAAGCAAAUCUCAGAUUUUCAUCUGCUGCUCUUAUUGGGGCAGUUUUUUGACAUCGAUGCUGAUGUUCCUGCAUUAACUGGAUAUGUGCGAGAACAAUCACCGGUCUCUGAGGGUUAUAAGCUCCUUAUAGAGUCCAUGGCUAGGACCUCUUAUUAAACCACUCAAUCAGCAAAUGUGAUGGUGAUGAUGACACAAUCGGUUGUGCUGCAAAUAUCGACUCUCACCCAAGCUAUCCGAAACCCCAUUUACUCUGGAAUUGGCAUGUUCGCUCGGUAGUGGUGUAUGCCUUGGCACAUUUUAUGCUGCUGUAACUUAAACACGCCAAUGUUUUUUUUUACUGGGAUGUCUUCUUAAUUUAACAUUUAUUUUGUAUUAUUAGGGUUCGCCUUUGUUUUCUUUUGCUGGAUCGAAUCCAAAUAUAUUCAAUUUGAUGCACUUGCAAAUAGAAUGAAAUUAAACAUAACAAUGUCAAGUUUUAGUUACAUUUGGUUACAGUUUAAACCAAAACAAUUGUAUUUACUAUGAACCUAUGAUGUAUGA